Pomacea canaliculata is the source of this 2487-nucleotide messenger RNA. Its product is annotated as melatonin receptor type 1B-B-like. The record is from RefSeq and is a predicted model, not a curated record. Gene Ontology annotation, biological process: G protein-coupled receptor signaling pathway. Lineage: Eukaryota; Metazoa; Mollusca; Gastropoda; Architaenioglossa; Ampullariidae. Gene Ontology annotation, molecular function: G protein-coupled receptor activity. The transcript is spliced from 2 exons. Gene Ontology annotation, cellular component: membrane. Bases 328 to 1032 code for a protein of 234 amino acids.
UGCGGAAAUUGCCUUUCAAUUUUAGAGAAGUCUGUGUGUCGAGAAAUAUGUCCGCCUUAGAGCACAACAGUGUUUAGUUAUGUGAGCUCCAAACGAGCAUCCUUCGUGAAUGUGUCUUAAAAUUGUCAAAUACCCUGUCUGCUCCUCAAGUGUCAGCAUGACAACAUGUAAAAUAAUAUUGAGACUACUUGCUCCUGAAAUUUCAGCACGAUAACAAACAAAAAUGGUCUGUCCUGCUGAUAACAAUUGCUCGCAGCUUUGCACUGGCAACAUGACGGAGUGCCUCUACAAGGGAAACCACAUAGACAAGGUGGCGAAUGGCGUUUGAUGGCGCUAGGCAUCCUGGAGCUGAUAUCCGGUAUCCAAGGCAACUGUCUCAUGCUUAAGUCCCUCAUCUCGCGGGAACCUCUGAAAGGGUCGUAUGCGAUCUACAAGAUAUUCCUGCUCAACCUCGUGUGUGCUGAUGUCGGUAUUAUCGGGUACUUCCUACCCCUCAUGGUCCUGGGGUUGAUGUCCCGCUACCCGGUCUUCGACCGCCAUCACUGCAGGAUCACUGGCUUCAUAUUCGUUUCCUGCUCAGUUGCGUCGCUGCUGUUCCAGACGGUCAUCUCUCUCAAUCGCUUUCUGAGGGUCUGCCAUCUGAAGCUUCACCGAGUCCUGUUCAGCCGGCGCCGUACUGUGCUGCUGUGUGUGCUGUGCUGGAUGCUGGCCGUCCUGUUGGCUCUGAUGCCGCUGGUGUCGUCCAUUGGGUGUUACAGCUUCGACUGCAAUGGACACGUCUGCUCACUUCUUAACAACGAGAAACAACACUUCACUCAAAUUGUUUUUGUUGCUUCCGGAAUAUUACCUGUCUUAGCCAUCGGUUACUGCAACUGGGCCAUUUACCAGCACUGGAAAGGAACUCGUUUCAAAAGUCGCAGUCAGUACACAAUCAUCCAGAUGGAGAUAAAGCGCCUGAAGGAGAAACUUAAAUCACGACGAAGAAAUCGGAAGAAGUGUAAAGAAGAAAGCAUAGAGAAUCGUUGGAGAUGACAAGACCUGCUCGACUCCUGUUAAUGACAGCUCGAUCGAAAAGUUGACGGGGGCAGAGGGUACGUUUAGUCCAAACUUACACGGCGAAGAAGUCGAGAAAGUGGAAAAACAAGAGCUCUCGUUAGUCUCGGGAAGGGUCGCGAGAGAAGACUCCUUCCUUCGAGACAUCAGCUUCAUCGAUCAGUUCGACGACAGAACGUGCGAGGAAACCCAGGAUUUCGAUGAUGAUGACGAUGAAGACGACGAUGGCAAUGUCGAUGAUACUAGGAUAGAGAGCGAACUGACGUCAGAAGAACAAAGCUGUGAUGCAAGUAGCCAAUACCCGUCGCUGGACCCAAUGGCCUCACCUUGCCUGUCGGGUGGCCGGAAGUCCGACAUCGGCACCCUACCACCGCGGCAGCUCAUCAAGACCCCCAAAGGUAAGUCCAUGGGGCGCGCGAGGGCCAAGCGCUACCUCCGGCAGCUGCACCGUGUUGGCAAAUGCAAGAAAAAGAAAGAAAAGGCUUUCGUCAGAUCUCUCAUUGUCGUUUUCCUCAUUAGAGCUGUGACCCUGUCUCCGCUCAGCAUCUACACUUUAGUCGGCGCCGCCAAAACUCUAGAGACGCCAGUUGCCUUGGUGACCACCUAUCUCCUGUUCUUGGGCAACUUCUCUGUCAACUGGAUCGUGUUCGGGGUUAUGAACCCUUGCCUUCGAAGCGACUAUGUCAAAUGCUUUGACUGUGUAUUCAGCAGGUGUCGCUCCGUUCUGACCAGAAAAGGAAGCAUGGCUUGAAGAACAGAAAGUCAGAAAGAUUUGUGAUCUUUGUCUUGAAAACCAGAUUUCAGUGUCAUGUGGUAAUACUGUUAAAAAAAGCGAUUUGAGUGAGAUAAGUGUACAGACAGUUUUUUCUACUUUUUUUGGUUUCUUUUAUCGAACACCAUUCACCAAAGCGUUUACGAAUGCGCUUAUGUAUUCGUUGAGUGUAAGACUAUAUUAUAAGUAUAUAAACUCACCAGUAUUUUUGUUUCAGUUAUUACAAUCUUUACUCCAUAAAAAUAAGCUUCCGUGUAUGUAACUAAAUAAAAAGUGUAUUCCUGUUUUGACUGCAAUAGUUCCUUAUCUAGGAUAGUCAUACUGUAUUUUUUUAAAAUAAAAAAUCUUUUCUAAAUAGCUGCAGGUCCAAGGCAUGGCACACUUCAAAAACAUGAAUUUGUAAUCUUUAACAUUGUAUAGACAUAUAUGUGUGAAAAAAAUUGAGCAGACAAUGGUCUGGUUGUGUGAACAAGACUGGUGUACACAAAGAUGUUAGAUGUUAUUUUCGACAUAAACAGCAUCAAGUGGCGCGGUGGAUGCGAACCCCGGUUACCAUCAGACUGAUACUGUUGCCCUGUCAUACCAGACAGUAACCGCAAAGCAGAUAAUCUUUGUGUAAUAAUUUGUUUCACAAAUUAAUGAUAAUAAAAUAAUUACUAAAA